Molecule: messenger RNA, 1834 nt
Organism: Cyphomyrmex costatus
Lineage: Eukaryota; Metazoa; Arthropoda; Insecta; Hymenoptera; Formicidae
Exons: 14
Coding region: 93-1628 (511 amino acids)
Cellular component (GO): plasma membrane
Molecular function (GO): calcium ion binding
Source: RefSeq, a predicted model, not a curated record
GUUUUAAAUAAUGAGGAAUAUUUAUCAUCAAAUAUUGAUCAAGCAUAAACUUAACAAUCACCAGUAUCUCCAAUAUACAAGAAAUAUACGUGAUGCUGUUGUUUCUCAACUGCUUGCAGCUCUACAACAAGCUGCAGCACGAUGCUGAGAAUUAUUCUGAAUAUACUGAUGCCUAUAUAAUGUUAGAAGAAUUCUACAUAUUUGCCACAGAACUGGCACAUCUGUGCGAGCAAGGAACCACAGUUGUUCCUAUGAACGCCUCUUGUUCAUUACACGGUGAUGGAAAAGGUACUAAACACAAAAUUGGUUCAAAGAGGAUGGCGUAUGAGGUAUUUUUGGGCGGAUCUUGUAAUCCAACUACCUGGAGGUCAGAUAUAGCGAUACCGACUCUUCAGAAUCUUGGCAUUACUUAUUAUAAUCCUCAAGUGUCACAGUGGAAGCCAGAAUUAAUAGCUCAAGAAUAUGAGGCAAAACAGACGGCACGAGUCUUACUAUUUGUCAUUGACAAUCAGACGCGCAAUAGCGCGGGCAUUAUUGAAGCAGCUCAACUGGCAGCUACACGUAGCGAGUCUUUGGUUCUUGUCAUUUAUCCGUAUCGUCAAGGACAAGCUAUACUCGGAGAGACCGUUUCCACGCAGGAAUAUUAUGAUUUAAUGAACGGAUUAUUAGUGCUUCAGUACCUAAUGGAAAGACAAAGGAUACCAAUAUUCGAGAGUGUAUCAGUUGCCCUUCAUUGUACGUCCAAGAUGUUACGCGAAGAGAUCAAUGUGCAGGAUUGCAUGAACAUCGAGGAUGGCAUCAAACCUGUAAGAAUCUCGCUUACUCAAAAUGGAACGGAUGCAGUAAAAUUACGGGAAGUUUUCAAAUCUAUGGACGUUAAUGAUAGUGGCACAAUAAAAUUGGGGGAAGCUUUAGUGAUGUUACAGUCAAGUACAAUGUGCAACAAUUUGUCUGUCUUGGAUCUGCUCAACACAGUAAAUAAAAAAUCCGAAAUCUAUAGGACAUUAAUAGAUGGAUUUCCGGCAAAAGGUGACCCAACCGAAUUGCGAAUAAAUUUCGAACAGUUCUGCGUUUUAGCCAGUGAAUCGUCUUGGAUGCGGAUGAAGAAUAAUGGCAUCUCUUGCGAAAGUGAGAUACCUUCAGUAUGGAAUAUAUUAUGUAGGAAGACCUCAAAUUUCUUGCGCCGAGUUUUCGUACAUCCUUUUAAUCGCUUCCUAGAUUGGACUAAUUCCUUCACACAAGAGUUCGAGAAGAGAGACAUUUAUGUUGGCGUAGUCAGUAAAGAUCUGUUUUGGUUAGAAUCUUCUGCAAUACCGUUGAUAGAAUCAAUGAGAUUAUCUUUAUAUCGACCAAGCUUGAAUGAAUACAACGUAAGAAUAUUGCCACAAGAAUUGCAGAAGAUAAAGAAUUCACGACUGAUCCUAUUGAUAGUGCCGCAGCAUUCACGCGGUGUCACCAUUAUGGCAUUGGCAGCUCAUUUGAUUGGACUGCACGCUAAGCUCGUCCUCUGUGUUCAAAUUCUUCCUGAGGGUUCUAUUAUAUCUGAUGAACAACUGACUGAACAAGCCCGAAAAGAUUACAACCGAGGAAGGAUGUACCUGUCGGAUUACGCAACGCGUGAAGCAUAGCAGAAGAAGAAAACCAAGAACUAAAUGGUCCACCAUAAAGGUUUGAAGGAAAAAAUAAGGAAAAGGAAAGAGGCUCCAAAGAAAAAUCGUUUAUUCUUUUACAUGAAUAUCAAACACUUGUUUAUACAUAUUAAACAUUUUUCUUUUCGGAAUAAAACAAAACUAUUACUGUUUCUUGCGCUUUUUCUUUCAGUAUGGUAUCUUUU